UUUAAAGGUUCCUGCGAUGUAAAAUGUUAUCACAGGCAAUAGAGGAAUUCAAGAAAGGAAAAGUUGAAUAUCGAGCCGAUAAAACUGGGAUUGUCCACUUACCUUUCGGAAAGGCAGAUUUUUCAGAGGAAGAUCUCAUUGCAAACUUUCUUGCAGCUGUGAAAUCGGUAGAAUCAAACAAGCCGACAGGGGCAAAAGGUGUGUACUGGAAAAGUGCUCAUGUAUGCUCGUCGAUGGGGCCGUCGAUUCGGUUGAACAUCAGAGAUAUGCUCGAGUACAAGCUCUCAUGAACAUUACAUCUAAUUUUGUAGAGUAUCUUCUGUAUCCUUUUCCAGAAUGUGCUAAGUGUAGAAUAGGCAAAAUGGAUUUGACAGUUAAGAGCCUUCCUAUGCCAAGAAAUAUGAAUUGGAAAUCAUCUUUGUUCA
Molecule: messenger RNA, 425 nt
Organism: Salvia hispanica
Lineage: Eukaryota; Viridiplantae; Streptophyta; Magnoliopsida; Lamiales; Lamiaceae
Source: RefSeq, a predicted model, not a curated record